AUGUAUUUCAUACACGGUUUCCUAUAUAUAAAGCAACCUACAACUUCGAUUUUAUUUCAGACAUUCAGGGAGCAACGCAUAGAUGGCGCAGGACUGCCACUUCUCACUGAAGAACACCUCACAUCUACGAUGAAUAUGAAACUGGGACCUGCAUUGAAGUUACGCUCCAUACUGGCGAAAAAAUUAGGUUCCUGUAAUGUCUGCCUACACUGCUCACACUGCCACAACUCGGCAGGAAGUUCCGGCUCACCGGAUCCCUCCGUCCACAAUACCGGAAAUACGUCAGAUUCCGGAGGCACGUCUUGAAGUCUCGAGUCUACUAUAUUCACUGUCUUCCAUGUGAUUAACAUUUCUUCGGGAAAUGUUGGAAAACUUUAUAUAUGCAUAAUAUAUGUGAUUGUAAUAUCAAGAACGUGAAUAUCAAAGGAUGACACUUUGAAAAUUUUUGCGAAUGCGCUAUCCUCGCAGAACUAUAACACUUUUCUAAGCUCAUAAAUUCAUACCUCAGGUGCAGUUUUUAGCAUUAGUCUGAUGCAACCUCAUUGGUAGGGUAUGAUAAACUUUAUUUGAACUGAGGGUGUAGAUAAAAUGUUCUCAAUAAUCAAGAAUAUAUUCUAUGCAAAGAUAUUUAGUUUCAGUAGCCUUCCAUAUCUGUGCCGAUAUUUUUCUUAUACUCAUAGACUCCCAAAUAUAGCCCUAAAUAUAUCUGGUAAACCGAGGUUUCGUAACUCCUGGUUACUGGUAAUGAAAAACAUAAUCUCUAUCAUCUCUAUGACCAUCUUAAACAUUUUUUUCGAACAACUUCAGUAAAAUUUGCAAUCUUCCUCAAAUGCAAUAAUUAUUAUAUAUUUUGUAGUUCCUAAAAAUCUCUAUUGAAUCAAUUAUUUGUUUAAUCUGAUAUAAAUGUUUGCUCAAUAUGUAUCAUAUUCAAUAUAUAAUGUUACAAGGUACUUACCAAGGUAAGAGAUUAGGCCAGGUGCGAUCUCCUUCAUGGUAUGUGUUUGCUUGAUUCUAGGUGCUAUACAAAAUUUCUAACUGGAUCACGAAUAAUGUCGAAGAUGUUUUUAGUUUAAAAGAGAACACCUCCGCAGGGAUAACCAUUAAAACUUUUUUUAUAUCCAUCAAGAACUGAGUUAAAGUUUGAUGGUUAUUAUAUUAACCUUUAGAGAUAGCUAAAUGACCAUUAACAUCUCAUAUCUUGGUAUGUAUCAUACGUAAGUACUUAAGCAGAUAUGUAAAUAUUUUUGUAUGAAAAAAUGCGAUUUGUGUUUUAUAUGUAAAAGAUUUGAUGUCAUAUAUUUAUAAAACUUUGAUAUGUCUCUUUAGUUUCAUACUAAAGGCGUAUUUUACUCUUUAAUUUGUACAGUAUUUCCGAUUUACUUUGCGAAUUACUCGUAUGUUUGUGUACCUUCUAUUUUGUAAAUGAACUUAAGAAUAAAGUAUGAUUUAUA
Molecule: messenger RNA, 1451 nt
Organism: Acanthoscelides obtectus
Lineage: Eukaryota; Metazoa; Arthropoda; Insecta; Coleoptera; Chrysomelidae
Source: the annotation of a GenBank genome assembly